Trifolium pratense (red clover) is the source of this 1783-nucleotide messenger RNA. Its product is annotated as PR5-like receptor kinase. Gene Ontology annotation, biological process: protein phosphorylation. The record is from RefSeq and is a predicted model, not a curated record. Gene Ontology annotation, molecular function: protein kinase activity; ATP binding. The transcript is spliced from 2 exons. Lineage: Eukaryota; Viridiplantae; Streptophyta; Magnoliopsida; Fabales; Fabaceae. The coding region runs from base 216 to 1673 and encodes 485 amino acids.
UAUACUACUUUGAAACUUCUAAUAGUUUUCUGACAACCUUGACCAAGUAAAACCGCGUUUUUGGAACCAUUUUCUUUUUUCACACUAACAUAUUGAAUGGUUACAUUACAUAACUUGACACAUACCAUUUGCAUGCUAUUUGAGUAUCUUUUGCUAAUCCAAAUUCCAAACAUAAACUCUUCAGGCUUUUCUGUAGAAGCGCUUAAGGAAGAAACAUGAGUUAUCACUAUCAGUUUCCUGACUCUCCUCCUACCUUUUCAUCAGGCAAUUUUGAACCACAAUUUUUACGAAAUUUUGAACCUGGAAUUCUUCAUCAGGCUGAAAUUUUUACGAAAUUUGGUGAUAGAGUUGAUUCUACUAUGAAAUGGGCAGUAGCAGAAUCUGUAGUAUAUGGAGUAGUGGUAAUAAUUGCUGUUACAGCAAUAGUACAUGCUAUUAUUCAGUGCUUGAAGAAAGCAGGAACAGCAAUUCCAGCUUACAGUCAGAUUUCAACCACAGAAAAUGAUAAUCAAAUAUCUUCAAACUCAUUACAUGCAACCAACAAAAUUGAAGUUGUAAUACCAGAAGAUUCAAAAGCUGAAUUUCCAACCAUGGAAAGAUUCUUAAGCAACAUCAAUAGAGAAAAACCAAUUCGAUUCACUCCAGAAAAACUCGAUGAAAUUACAAAGAACUACUCAACCAUAUUAGGUUCUGGUGCUUUUGGUGUUGUCUACAAAGGAGAAUUUCCAAAUGGAGAAAAAGUUGCUGUAAAAGUUCUAAACUAUUUGGAUAUGGGAAUGGAAGAGCAAUUUAAAGCAGAAGUUAGCACAAUUGGAAGAACUUAUCAUAAUAAUUUAGUCAAACUUUUUGGAUUCUGCUUUCACCAUGACACAAGAGCACUUGUUUAUGAGUAUGUUGAAAAUGGUUCUUUAGAUAAGUACUUAUUUGGAAGCACGAAUCGUGAAGUUGAGUUACGAAAGCUUCAUGAUAUUGCAAUUGGAACAGCUAAAGGAAUUGCUUAUUUACAUGAGGAAUGUCAACAUAGAAUAAUUCAUUAUGAUAUUAAACCGGAAAAUGUUCUUCUUGACAUGAAUUUAGUACCAAAGAUAGCUGAUUUUGGAUUAGCGAAAUUAAGGAGUAGAGAAAGUACAAUUGUUAUGAAUACUCAUUUUAGAGGAACAAGAGGUUACGCCGCGCCUGAAAUGUGGAAGGCUUAUCCAGUGACAUAUAGAUGUGAUGUUUAUAGUUUCGGUAUUCUUCUAUUUGAAAUCGUAGGGAGAAGAAGACAUUUUGAUUCUAGCUAUAGUGAAUCGCAACAAUGGUUUCCAAAAUGGACUUGGGAAAUGUUUGAGAAUAAUGAAUUGGUUGUUAUGCUCGCACUUUGUGGAAUCGAAGAGAAAGAUAAUGAGAUAGCCGAGAGAAUGUUAAAGGUUGCUCUAUGGUGUGUUCAGUAUUCACCAAAUGAUAGACCUCAAAUGAGUACUAUUGUGAAGAUGUUAGAGGGUGAAAUAGAAAUUUCUUCACCUCCAUUUCCCUUUGAAAAUCUUGUGCCGGCCGCUAAAGAAAAUUUGACUACAGAAGGAAGCAUUGCAGAUUCUGAUACAACUACGUCUUCGUGGAAUACAGAAUCUUUAAGAGAAUUUGGUUUCAGAACCAAACACAAUGUAUUUGAGAUUGAAACAUGUUUGGAAUGAUCGUAAAUUUAACAAAAAUCACGGUGACUCCUUGAUUUUAUUGAAGCGCUAUAGUAUUCUACCAACCAAGUGUUCAAAUUUCUAUACAAUAGUUCUAUUUGUUUAUACAA